UUCUUUUGUUUUGUAGAAUUAGAGUCCUCAUUCCAUUUUGUUUCCUGACCAAGAUUCCCAUUAGUUGUCCCUGCGUGUGUUUGGUUGUAUUUGUUUUGUUCAUGAUCACACUCCUGGCAAAAACAAACUUCAGCCCAAAUCAAUAAAAUGUGUCUUUCUGGGAUAUUCUAGACUUCAAAAAGGUUACAAAUGCUACAAUCCACUUACAAAUAAAUACUUUGUGUCAGCUGAUGUAACCUUCUUUAAAACAUCUCCCUAUUUUUCCUUCAACACUGCAUCCAAGGCUUUUAUUCCUACCGCUUUACCAGUUCCUACUCUUCCUCCACAACCAAUCAGUCCACCACCUCUACACGUCUACUCACGUUGUCCUCAUCCUCCCACUAACACCAUUGAUGCUCCUUUACUUGAUACAGGUACAACACCGACUCUUUGUGACUCUCGCCCUCCUUCAUCUUCACCUAUUUUGGUCUCGCCUUCAACAGACGAUGCUAUUCCUCCCAUUGUCAUCCGAAAAGGUAUUUGUUCGUCUCGAAAUCCUCAUCCCAUUCAUAAUUUUGUGAGUUAUCAUCGUUUGUCUCCUUCCUCCUAUACUUUUGUCACCACUUUGUCUGAUAUAUCUGUACCUAAGAAUAUUAGAGAAGCUUUGGAACAUCCAGGAUGGUGUAAUGCAAUGAUUGAAGAGAUGACUGCUCUCCAUAACAAUGGCACUUGGGAUUUGGUGCCACUAUCGAAGGGCAAAUCUACUGUUGACUGUCGAUGGGUUUAUAGAGUCAAGGUGGGGUCCUGAUGGCCAGAUUGAUAGACUUAAAGCUCGCCUUGUUGCAAAGGGCUAUACUCAGAUCUUUGGCCUCGAUUAUAGUGAUACCUUCUCUCCCGUGACUAAGAUUACCUCGAUUCGCCUUCUUAUUACCUUAGCUGUCAUUCAUCACUGGCCACUUCAUCAACUGGAUAUCAAAAAUGCCUUUUUACGUGGCAAGCUAGCUGAGGAAGUUUAUAUGGAGCAACCACCAGGGUUUGUUGCUCAGGGAGAGUCUGGUUUGGUGUGUCGCCUACAGCGUUCUUUAUAUGACUUGAAACAAUCUCCGAGAGCAUGGUUUGAACGGUUCAGUACUGUAGUCCAACAAUUUAGAAAGUCUCGGAGUGCAGCUGACCAUUCAGUAUUUUUCCACCAUAAUGGCCAUGAUAAGUGCAUUUAUCUCGUUGUUUUUGUUGAUGACAUUGUUAUUACAGGAAAUGAUCAUGUUGGGAUCUCAAAACUCAAACAACACUUGUCCAGUCAAUUUCAGACUAAGGAUCUUGGGAAGUUAAAGUAUUUCUUGGGGAUUGCAGUGGCACAAUCCAUGACAGGUAUCACUAUUUCUCAAAGGAAAUAUGCUUUGGAUAUACUGACAGAGAUGGGCAUGUUAGACUGUAGACACGCAGAUACUCUUAUGGAUCCAAAUGUCAAACUUGUUCCUGGACAGGGGAAACCAUUGAAGGAUCCUAGUAGAUACCGGAGAUUGGUUGGAAAACUCAAUUAUCUUACAAUCAUGUGCCCAGACAUCUCAUUUGCUGUAAGUGUGGUCAGUCAGUUCCUUCAAGUACCAUGUAGUAGUCAUUGGGAUGCAGUUAUUCGGAUACUCAGAUAUAUUAAAGGAGCUUCAAGACAAGGCCUAUUAUAUGAAGGCAGGGGUCAUUCACAGAUUAUUGGUUACUCAAAUGCAGAUUGGGCAGGUUCUCCUUCAGACAGACGGUCUACUUCAAGAUACUGCGUUAUGAUUGGAGAUAAUUUGAUUUCUUGGAAAAAUAAGAAGCAAGAUGUAGUUGCUAGGUCAAGUGUAGAAACAGAAUAUCGAGCUAUGGCUUUGGUAACUUGUGAACUUAUAUAAUUGAAACAACUUCUCCAAGAGUUGAAGUAUGGGGAACUUGAACAAAUGCAGCUAAUCUGUGACAAUCAAGUUGCACUUCACAUUACCUCUAAUCCAGUGUUGCAUGAGAGAACGAAACAUAUAGAGGUGGAUUGUCAUUUCAUCAGACAAAAGAUUGAAUCUGGGUGUAUUGCCACUAGCUUUAUUAGCUCAAAGGACUAAUUAGCAGAUAUCCUGACAAAAUCUCUCAGAGGCUCUCGGAUUGAAUAAAUUUGUAACAAGCUUGAAGCAUAUGAUUUAUACGCUCUAGCUUGAGGCUAGUACUAACAAAGAUGGUGAUUCUGCAUUAAAUUCCUGGAGAGACCUUCUUGAUAAUCAAAAACAGUGGUGGGAUUACCGCAGCAAUAAGCGUAGUGGAUUGGCACAUUCAAGACAUCCUGAUUUUAAACGCAAGGAUGGUGGUGUGGCUCUCUGGCUUGAUAGGGCACCGGGCUGGAUUUUAUCAGAACUUGAAAAGUUGGAGUUUCAUAAGAUUCCUAAAUCAAAACAAGGGAAGCCGUUUAAAAGUAUGAAUUUUUUCCUGACAUGCAUAUAUUACCCUAUGUUGUGUGCCUUUGUCCUUGGAGUUGCCUGCUUCUUUUUUUCGUUUUUCUUUCUUGCGCAUGAUCGAGGAAAAAAAAACAUAAAUACAAUGUUUAGGUUAAUCCCUUAUUGUUGUACUCCCUUAUCUAUAAAUAUCUAAAAGUACUACCCAUUAUGGAAAUUUUGGCUGAUGCUGGAAAAUUGUAACCUAUUCUCCAUCUUUUACACUGAUUUGCCUUGAAGUAGUGGAGCCUAGACCUCAAUCCCUGCCAUUAUCUGGAGCUUUAAGUUCAUAGUACCCUCUUUGAAAGUAGACUUUGGAGUUUGGGGGCCACUGGGCUAGUUUUGUGAUUGUAUGUUAUGCAGACUAUAUGGUGCAAAAGAAAAAAUUGUACAUUUAGGGUGCAUUUGGUUCAGUGGAUAGAAUAGGACACGAUAAUUCUCACAUGUCCUGUGUUUGGUGCAUGUUUUGGACAAGACAUAACUAUAUAAGGGGAUUCUUGUCUUGUCCAAUUCUCAUUUUUCUGUCCUCCAUUCCUUUUGAGACAGCUUGCCCAUUUCCAUGGGACAAGAAUAAUAAAAUUUAUAAUUCAAAAAUAUAAGUAAAAAUAAAUAAAUAUUAUAUUUCUUAAA
Messenger RNA from Hevea brasiliensis (rubber tree), 3062 nucleotides. Its product is annotated as protein OSB2, chloroplastic. The transcript has 3 exons. Bases 702 to 1868 code for a protein of 388 amino acids. Gene Ontology annotation, molecular function: single-stranded DNA binding. The record is from RefSeq and is a predicted model, not a curated record. Gene Ontology annotation, biological process: positive regulation of helicase activity; mitochondrial DNA replication. Lineage: Eukaryota; Viridiplantae; Streptophyta; Magnoliopsida; Malpighiales; Euphorbiaceae. Gene Ontology annotation, cellular component: mitochondrial nucleoid.